ACAAGACUUCCACCAGGGUUUCCAACAGGGCCCUCACACACGAUCCUCUGUUCUCGUUCCACAGACACUGAGCUCUCAUACAAAUGGACACCGUAGAAACAGACCCUGCGAGCCUACAGCACGCUCUGACCCUCAGGGAUAAGCUGGACUCUCUCAUGAGAAGAACCGUUGCAACACAGACAAAAUGCGAACAGCUGGAGCACGAGAACAGGUAUCUACAGGAGUACGUCGGUAACGUGGUCAACAACGAACUCAUACAGAAGAAGUAGACCGGCUCUUUCCAUAGAAGCAGGCUUGGUUGGCUGGAGAAGGUUUGUAUACAUUUACAGGGUUUUUGUGCACUGGUUUGUUUACCUCCAUUUGUAAAUGUUACGAUACAAUGAUCCUUUGUGAAGUAUUCGACAAGGUGUAUACAGAGAGUAUGCGUAGUGGAGGACAGCUCUUGGUGGUUGACCAAAUGGCGGAGAACAUUGACGAGCAGUUGAGCUCUGAGGGGCCAUUCACGGGCACAGGGUUGAAGUUACGCUCAAGGGAGUUUGGCAACAUACCGUGCUUGACGUCCUGGGAUCCUAAUAGAGGGCCAAAGGCUAAAGCUAGUGCACCAUUCAAUGAUCCGGGUCCUUUGGUGAUUAAGACGUCACAGGCAUUGCUUUCUUCAGCCAAUGACAACGUUUAUACCAAUGGCGAGGAGGAAGAAUACGGGUUAAUGCUGCUUGUGGACCCUCCCUUGGAUUGUGUAACCUUACAAGGUUCGCUGACGAUAGAUGGCACACCACCAGUUUCUCUCUUGAAUCCAUUUCAACGGUUUGUGGAGGUUGAGCCUCCAAUGUACGGGUCCAGAUUGGCACCAGAUGAUGCUCCCUUAGAUCUCUCAAAGCUUCUGCAAGAAGCGACGAUGAACGUUGAGCUGUUUCCAUUCUUUAACAUGGAUGGUGAAUCUAGUCCAGAGGAACACAAAUUGAUGGAGAUAUGGAGGUAUGAACUUGGAGAAGAGGAAGAAGAAGUGCCAGAUCUCGAACAACAACACCAAGACGAUGAUUCAAUACUUGUGAAAGCCUGGCAAAAGGUAUUCCACAGGGGCGUUUAUUCACCAGAGAAUCAACAUAUACAAAAUGACCCAUGGUAUCGUAUAACACAGCAGAUCAAUUCGAGGGAGAACUCAGACUUGCACACACCAUUGACACCACCAGCUGGCUACCAACGCUUCCAAGUUGAAGAUGAAGAAAACCAUGUCAUUUCAUACUUCCCAACGUACUAAAUCUAGUACAAGCAGCAUUAAUAAUAGCUAGGUUAUAAGUCUCAUUUCGAUU
This is a messenger RNA of Williopsis jadinii, 1310 nucleotides long. RefSeq lists its product as uncharacterized. The transcript has 2 exons. The record is from RefSeq and is a predicted model, not a curated record. The coding region runs from base 380 to 1258 and encodes 292 amino acids. Lineage: Eukaryota; Fungi; Ascomycota; Saccharomycetes; Phaffomycetales; Wickerhamomycetaceae.